Molecule: messenger RNA, 1833 nt
Organism: Anoplopoma fimbria (sablefish)
Lineage: Eukaryota; Metazoa; Chordata; Actinopteri; Perciformes; Anoplopomatidae
Gene: ttll10
Product: tubulin tyrosine ligase-like family, member 10
Exons: 12
Coding region: 1-1833 (610 amino acids)
Biological process (GO): protein modification process
Source: RefSeq, a predicted model, not a curated record
AUGACAUCUGCGUGCUGGGUGGAUCCCUGCAGUGAAGUCCAGGCAGAGGAGACCGGACUGGAGAGGCCACAAGGGGACGAAGCAGAAAGGGAAGAAGUUGAGGUUCCCUGUGGGGACAACCAGCCUGAAGGAAGCUUGGGACAGGAGGAGCCAGGAGGGAAACAGACUUUGUCACCUAAACAUAAUGGCAUGCAAGAAGCGACACCAGAAGGUGGGCUAGAGCGGGUCCAGAGGGAGAAGACACAGACUCAGAAAGAGAGGGAGAGGUUUCCCCAUAUGACGAUCAACCAGAAAAGCCGGGAUAGAGGGUCAGUAUCAGGUGCCGGCCCGAAGGAGCGAUUCCUCCGGAGGUCCUUCCCCAAGGGCUUGUUGACCUGCUCCUACCCAGACCGGUACAGGCAGCAGCAGGCAGAGGAGCCUCGGGGGCCUGGGCCUUUCUACUUCUUUGGAGGAGCCAAUGGGGCUGAAAUAGUCAGUGGUUACUGUGAGAGCAGAGGAUGGAAGAGGAUUGACAACAAGCACAGGCAGGAUUUUAAACUCAAGUGGUGUGAGACCAAAUCACCAGCCACCUACUGUAACUUCAGAGAAGGUGAACAGCUGGUAUACCAGAUUCCCAACAACAAGGUGCUCACCACCAAGAUCGGCCUCGUCAGCAGUCUGCGGGAGUAUGAGCGGGUCUGCAGCAAAGUCAACCACGGCCAAGCACUGAGGAGGCUGAAAAUGGAGGAGUUUAUUCCCACUACCUUCCGCAUGGAUGUGAAGGAAGAGAGGGAGGCCUUCUUCGCCCAGCAGGAGGGUGUGAGCAACAAUGAGAGUCACAUGUGGAUCUGUAAGCCAACGGGUCUGAACCAAGGCAGAGGGAUCUUUCUGAUGAAGAGCCAGGAGGACAUAGCCGCCUUCAGACUGAAGCUGCAGCACGCGGAAGACAGCAAGUCCAACAAGACGAUGCACCACAGGCAGCCCCAGGCCCGCAUUGUCCAACAUUACAUCAAGAGGCCGCUGCUCCUGAAAGGGAAAAAGUUUGACGUGCGCUCUUUCCUUAUGAUCGCCUGCACUGCACCUUACAUGGUCUUCUUUCGCCACGGAUAUGUGCGUCUGACCUGUGACCUCUACGACCCCAGCUCCAACAACCUGUCUGCCCACCUGACAAAUCAGUACAUGCAGAAGAAGAACCCUCUGUACAGCCAGCUGAAGGAGGACACUGUCUGGUCCAUGGAGAGCUUCAACACCUACGUCAACGACAGGUUUCGGGUUGCCAAGGGUCUGCCCAGGGACUGGGUGCUGGGCGCCUUUGCAAAGCGCAUGCAGCAGAUAAUGACCCAGUGUUUCUUGGCAGUCAAAUACAAACUUCACUGCCGCCUGGGCUUCUUUGACUUGAUUGGCUGCGACUUUAUGGUCGAUGAGGACUUCAAGGUUUGGCUGUUGGAGAUGAACUGUAAUCCAGCUCUCCAUACCAAUUGUGAGGUGCUGAAGGAGGUGAUACCCAGCACUGUUGAGGAGACGCUGGAUUUAACUCUGGAGAUCUUCAACAAGCGUCGUCUCAAUCAAAGGAUUCUUCCUUUGGCCAGUCAGAGGGACUUUGUGUUGCUUUACAACAGAGUUUUUCCUCCUGAUUUACUGCUAGCCUGCAGCAAGAGCGACACAAGCAGUGAAUUCAACCCGAAAAGCACCAAAAAGACUGAACCCAAAAGUUGGAUCACCGACUGUGGCUUUCCAGAGACAAUGACAACAUUCCCUCCUCAUUCUGGACCUCCGCUCUGUGGAAAAGAAUGUGAAGAAGAGCUCAAAGAGGACAAAAACAGCCUGGUUUAUGAGACAGAAGAGGAACUGUGA